Messenger RNA from Dermacentor albipictus, 2527 nucleotides. RefSeq names its product non-SMC condensin I complex subunit H (gene barr). The record is from RefSeq and is a predicted model, not a curated record. Gene Ontology annotation, biological process: mitotic chromosome condensation. NCBI's taxonomy places the organism in Eukaryota, Metazoa, Arthropoda, Arachnida, Ixodida, Ixodidae. Gene Ontology annotation, molecular function: chromatin binding. Gene Ontology annotation, cellular component: condensin complex.
GAUGUUCAUUGCGAGAAGAAAUGUAGUUCCAUGCAAAACUACAUUUUUGAAAUAUGCAAAUUUUAUGAGUUGUGUAAAUGCUCAACAAGCGUAAUAAAUAUAGUUUGGGCGUUAUUUUGGCCAUGACGUUAUGGUUACAUUGGUUGUCUUCUGUGUUUGGUGUCAAAUUGGCGCGAACGUGCGAAUCCAUUUAUUCGAAUUUUCCUAGCCUUCUGAAACGUUCGAAUCAGCAUUCAGUUGUGUUUGCGAAGCAGUUACUACAGCGUUGUUCUUAAGCUGCAAAGGACGAAGACCGCUGCUUUUCCUCCUUCCUGAAAAUGGAGGAUACUUUCACUACUCCACCGCGGAGACAAGCGAAAAGCACGCGGGCUAGUUUUGUGGAUUCGGCGUUGCAGGCGCCCAAUGACGACUGUGCCGAAAGGCACAGUAGACAGCAGGAACUUCUGCAAGAACUUCAUUCGCUACAUAUUGAAUCUCCUGGAACACCGGGCAGAAAGCGCAGGUCUGUUGGAUUGGUGCCCCCGACAUUUACCGAUGUCCAGCUUGCUGAACAUUACGCCAGUUGUAUCCGUCUGGCGAACGAAAACAAAAUUACGUCCAAAAAUGCAUUCCAGUUGCAUUUAAUUGACCACAUACGAAAGGUCUUGCAAGCCGAAGAUGGAACUACAAAUUUUCAGAGCGCCAGCUGUACUCUCGAUGCAAGUGCCAAGAUCUAUGCUCACCGUGUGGAUCAUGUGCAUUCUGAAGCUUUGCACAUUGCUGGAGAACUUGGAAUUUCAUCGAGAAUUAGGAAGCGUGAACUGAAAGCACAAGCCAAAAAUGAGGAUCCUGACCAACCAGCAGUGGCUACAAAAGGCCGUGCAAAGCGAACUAAGGGCCGUGGUUCUUCUACACUGGUGCGGAAUGAGAAAACAAUCACAAUUGAAAAAGUGGAAACUGUGAGACCUAUUGACCCCCUCCAGGAGCUUAUCCGAGUUAACAGCACAUGUGGAACAUCAGAUUGCUUUGUCAUGAAUCACAUUUAUUCAUUCAGCGACAGAGGGGAGCUUAUGUUCCUAGAUGCAUCAAGAAAACUUGAAAGCAUCAAAGAUACUCGCAGCAAGGCACCAAUAGAUUACCUGCAAAGAUGUCUGAACAACAGAAAUGGGGUUUGUGAAGACCCUGGUCUCGUCUGCAUGUGGAAUGAAAGCGUUGAAGCAGAACGGCAUGAUGACCCAGGAUUAUCGGACAUGUCCAGCCUUCAUAUUCCGAACUCCAGUGUUGCAGCCACGGAGGAACGAGGGCCAAGUCUGCCCUAUGUAGGUGACUGCAAUGACCUGGAUGACGGGAGUGCUGAUCUUUUUGAAGAUGCCUGUCGCAGCCCAGAGCGGCCUGACGACUUGAUCAAGGGUGGAAUGUCGGAGCUUGUCAAGUAUCUUGCACCAGUACCUCAAGAUUACUCAUAUUUCACAGACAAGUUGCCCUUUGUGCCACAUGGACCAGAACAUUGGCGUCUGCGCAUAGGGAAAGCAAAGGCAGCAGGACCAGUAAGAACACGAAAGAAGGUUGAAAAGGUUGUCCCCUUAUUAGAUUUUGCGGAGCUGCAGCCUGACUUCACUCAGUUUGCAAGAUUGAAGAAGGACCCUGUUCUGGAAAACGCAACGAUAAAUUCUUGGAGUAAAUCCAAAAAUUUGAUGGCUCACAAAAAGAACGGGGAAGACAUUAGUCUAGGUACCCUGGUUUUACUUGAAGACCACAAGAUUCCCAAGUUAGUUAUAAGUUCCACUGGACAUGCUGCUGGUGAAGAUGCUCAUUCCAGCCCUGACAGUGGUCUUCCACCUGAUAUGAAUGAUGAUUCCAACAUGUCUCUGGACCAUGCUGUUGACGUCGGCCCACCUAAUCCAGUGGAACUUUUGCCGCCACCACCACCACGACCUGAACUCAAACCUUUGGUUUCUUUCCAUCCAAAGCCACCAAAGUUCCAAUUUUCAUUCAAGAGGUUUGACAUGAAAGAUAUGAAACAAGCAAUGUGGCGCACAUUGACUGGCAAUAGGGACAACAAGGAGAAUAUCCCAAGCUCUGCGAAUGUGCUUGACAAAGCAGCCAUUACUAAGCACACUUUUCGGAGCUUGUAUGAACAUGUGCAACCCCAACUGAACCAUAUCAACCGGGAAAGCCUUAAUGUUCCAGUGGCUUUUGUGGCACUGCUUCACUUGGCAGCAGAAAAGGAGUUUUUUGUGGUAUCGGUCCCGGACAUGACAGACUUGGAAAUCAAGUUGCAAACAUAAAAGCUGCAGAGCAGCUUUCAUUGAACCACCUUAUGCAAUGAACAAUCUGUUUGGUACACAAGGAAAUAACCAUUCAUGGGCUUUUUUUUAUUGGACGACCUUGCAUGCUAAUUCUACAAUUUGUGUGCAAGGGAAUAAGCAUAUUCAAACAUUGUUUAAUGGUAUAACCUUGCAUACUGAAUUUUUAUCCUACACGCAAUGCAACAAGCAAUUGCAUAGACAUUGUUUUUAUUCUUAAUAAAGUGGAUGCUUUUUCACCA